Molecule: messenger RNA, 624 nt
Organism: Pestalotiopsis fici W106-1
Lineage: Eukaryota; Fungi; Ascomycota; Sordariomycetes; Amphisphaeriales; Sporocadaceae
Exons: 1
Coding region: 1-624 (207 amino acids)
Source: RefSeq, a predicted model, not a curated record
AUGGAAGGCCGCCAGGAGCCAAAGUCUCAAAGCGAAGAACCGGACUAUACCAGAAUGAUUCUCGAUGAUUUUACUACCGGCAUUCAAACUCAGGUUGCUAGAUUUGACUCUCAAUCUCAGCAGAAGCAAAAGCAACCCGCUCAUUUCAAUGACGCGGCUACCCCAGCGAAACUUGACUAUACUAGAGUGGUUAUCGAUGAACGCACCCCACGCAUUCUAUCAACAUCCGCCGGCUGUGACUCACGAUUGCCCAAGCAGAAAAAGCAGCUUGAUUACCCUGGCACACCGGCCUCCAAUUCGGUAGGAAAAUUCUCUCCUGACCAUGACUUGGGCAAUCAACUUCGGAGCCUGCUUAGACACCAGUCUGAACCAAAAUCAAAGCACCAGGAUAUCUCUCACAUCCUUACUCACUCAUAUGGUUAUCCUUCCGACAUCUCCGUCGGAUGUGGUGGCGGAUCCCGUGAUUCUCUAGCCAGUAGUGUAUCUGGGGGCAGCGACCAGCAUUCCGAUGCGAGCAGUAUGGACGAAUAUGAGUACCAACAGUCCGCCAAUGGUCAAAAGCGGCCUACGGACGACAAGCGAAGAGUAGAAGCCGAGCCCAAAACCAGGUCGGUAGAUCAGUAA